AUGGGCGCUCUGGAGGAGGUGGAGCACCACUCCCUCAACAGAAUGAGAGUGGUCACCCUGGUCACCAAAAUCCUAAGGGUCGUUAACCCCGUCACAUUUGCUCACGAGCUGGUCGUGUUCCUCACCCAGUAUCUGGCUGGGCAGUCAGCUCCCGGAGGGGCCCUGGCCUGCCCCGCACUCCUGAGUCGCCUCUUCGUGGUUCUCAGCUGCACGGGAAGACCCACCACCACCGUGACCAGGCCCUCACCUCCAACCUCUGGCAAAUGCAGCACCCACUUUAGUGCUGGCUGCGAGGAGCUGUGCCCGCCUGGAAGCCACGGGGCUCACUGUGAGCUGCGCUGCCCCUGCCAGAAUGGGGGCACCUGCCACCACAUCACUGGCGAGUGUGCCUGCCCCCCAGGCUGGACGGGAGCAGUGUGUGCCCAGCCCUGCCCACCAGGGACGUUUGGCCAGAACUGCAGCCAGAACUGUCCUUGCCACCACGGAGGGCAAUGUGACCACGUGACUGGGCAGUGCCACUGCACUGCUGGAUACAUGGGGGACAGGUGCCAAGAGGAGUGUCCCUUUGGGACCUUCGGCUUCCAGUGCUCCCAGCGCUGUGACUGCCACAACGGGGGCCAGUGUUCGCCCACCAGCGGCGCCUGUGAGUGUGAGCCUGGCUACAAAGGCCCCCGCUGCCAGGAGCGGCUGUGCCCCGAGGGCCUGCACGGCCCAGGCUGCACCUUGCCCUGCCCCUGUGACGCCGACAACACCAUCAGCUGCCACCCAGUAACUGGAGCUUGCACCUGCCAGCCGGGAUGGUCUGGCCACCGCUGCAAUGAGUCCUGCCCUGCUGGCUACUAUGGCGAUGGCUGCCAGCUGCCUUGCACCUGUCGGAACGGCGCCGACUGCCACAGCAUCACUGGGAGCUGCGCUUGUGCCCCGGGCUUCAUGGGGGAGAUCUGUGCAGUCCCCUGUGCGGCAGGGACCUACGGCCCCAACUGCUCGUCUGUCUGUAGCUGCACCAACGGCGGCACCUGCUCCCCGGUGGAUGGUUCCUGCGCCUGCAAGGAGGGGUGGCAGGGUCUCGACUGCGCCCUAGCCGUGCCCCACGCGGGACGUGGGUGCAGCCCCGCCGACGGCUCCUGCGCCUGCGCCCCCGGCUGGCUGGGGGACACCUGCGAGCUGCCCUGCCCGGAUGGCACGUUUGGGCUGAACUGCAGUGAGCGCUGUGACUGCAGCCAUGCUGAUGGCUGUGACCCCAUCACGGGCCACUGCUGCUGCCUGGCUGGGUGGACAGGCAUCCACUGCGAUAGCACGUGUCCACCGGGUCGCUGGGGCCCCAACUGCUCCGUGUCCUGCAGCUGCGAGAACGGCGGCUCCUGCUCUCCAGAGGACGGGAGCUGCGAGUGUGCCCCGGGCUUCCGAGGACCCUUAUGCCAGAGAAUCUGCGCCCCUGGGUUCUACGGCCACGGCUGCGCCCAGCCGUGCCCCCUCUGCGUGCACAGCAGCGGGCCGUGCCAUCACAUCAGUGGCGCGUGUGAGUGCCUCCCUGGAUUCUCUGGAGCUCUCUGCAACCAAGUGUGUGCUGGAGGGCACUUUGGGCAGGACUGUGCCCAGCUCUGCUCCUGUGCCAACAACGGGACCUGCAGCCCCAUCGAUGGCUCCUGCCAGUGCUUCCCCGGGUGGAUUGGCAAGGACUGCUCACAGGCUUGCCCACCUGGGUUCUGGGGCCCCGCCUGCUUCCACACAUGCAGCUGCCACAACGGGGCGAGCUGUAGCGCCGAGGAUGGGGCCUGCCACUGCACCCCUGGUUGGACCGGACUCUUCUGCACGCAGCGCUGCCCAGCAGCGUUUUAUGGGAAGGACUGUGGGCGCGUGUGCCAGUGUCAGAACGGCGCCAGCUGUGACCACAUCAGCGGCAAGUGCACCUGCCGCACGGGCUUCACCGGGCGACACUGUGAGCAGAGAUGUGCCCCAGGAACCUUUGGCUACGGGUGUCAGCAGCUAUGUGAGUGCAUGAACAAUGCCACCUGUGACCACGUUACGGGCACCUGCUACUGCAGCUCUGGAUUCAAAGGGAUCAGAUGUGACCAAGCUGCCCUCAUGAUGGAGGAGCUGAAUCCCUACACCAAGAUCAGCCCAGCGCUGGGUGCGGAGCGGCACUCGGUGGGUGCCGUCACGGGCAUCGUCCUCCUGCUGGUCCUCAUUGUGGUGUUGCUGGGCCUGUUCGCCUGGCGCCGGUGGCGCCAAAAAGAGAAGGGCCGAGACCUGGCUCCCCGCGUCUCCUACACACCUGCCAUGAGGAUGACCAGCACUGACUACUCCCUCUCAGAUUUGUCUCAAAGUAGCAGCCACGCCCAGUGCUUUUCCAAUUCCAGCUACCACGCACUGGCGUGCGGGGGGCCUGCCACCAGCCAGGCCAGCACUCUGGACAGGAACAGCCCCACCAAGCUCAGUAACAAGUCCCUUGACAGAGACAUGGCAGGCUGGACCCCCUACAGCUAUGUGAACGUGUUAGACUCCCAUUUCCAGAUCAGUGCCCUGGAAGCCAGGUACCCGCCCGAGGACUUCUACAUUGAACUUAGGCACUUCAGCCACCCCGCUGAGCUACACUCACCAGGUGCUUGUGGAAUGGAUAGACGUCAGAACACAUACAUUAUGGACAAAGGCUUCAAAGAUUACAUGAAAGAGUCCGUCUGCAGCUCUAGCACUUGUUCCCUGAAUAGCAGUGAAAACCCUUACGCCACAAUUAAGGACCCACCCAUCCUCACCUGCAAGCUUCCAGAAAGCAGCUACGUAGAAAUGAAGUCGCCUGUGCACAGGGGGUCUCCAUACACAGAUGUGCCAUCCUUGUCGACAUCUAAUAAAAAUAUAUAUGAAGUUGGUAGGUGUCUCAAAUAAGUAACUUAGUGAAAUCAGGGCACUAGUGCAACAUCUGAGAUAAAAACAAGCCCCCUUUAGUCCCCCUCUUUUGAAUACACUCUUCUUUUGUUGCUUUUUAAGGAAUCCAGGGUAAACUGUCUUUCCCAGGACUGCCCUCCUCUCUCAUAUAAGAAUCAAAUUCUUGUGCUAACUCCACUUUAAAAAAACACUAGGACUAGUAAGAAGCAGAAAUACUGGGGAUGGGGAGUCAGGACACAUACACUCCAAUCGGUUGUUGUGUAUCAAUUCCUAUUUAAAAAAGAAAACAAUCAGAACAGACAUUUACAAGUGUCUAAAUCACCUACUUUCUCCCAGUUUAACCCAGGUCCCCGGGCUCACUGCUAAGACCCCAACCUCUAGGAUGUUCUAAGGCCCUUGGUUUUGACCAGAGCUUGGGAUUCUGAUAGCACACUCACUUAGGUUUUCCAUCUCUUGAACAAGCUUCAGUCCUAACCCUCAUACAUUUAUCAUAGAAUUAUAAAUCCCUCCUCUUCCCCCACCAAGUUAAAUAGAACUCUCUUGCCCCCAACAAGGCAACGAAAGCUAAUCUGUUCUCUGAACUCAUUUUUCACUAUAUUCCUUAGAGCCCACAGUCAGUGUGGUCCAAGAAGGCCGUGGUUGUAACUCCAGCUUUAUCCAGAAUCCAUACGACCUACCUAGGAACAGCCAUAUUCCUGGUCACUAUGACCUCCUCCCAGUAAGACAGAGCCCUGCCAAAGGGCCCUCCCAGGACAAGCAGUCUUAAGAGGGAUAAGCCUCUCUCUUGCAAUGUGCUCUGCUGAAUAUUCUCAGACUCUGAAAGAAGACAAUCCCUUGACUUGAAAUAACGGUACAGACUGACUCCAGCUGCGUGUUAGUUGUAACGUUCACCUGGAACUAAAGAAGAGCUUCCAAGUGGGACUGGGGUAAUUGUUCAAAAAGUACACUCACAAAGGC
Molecule: messenger RNA, 3840 nt
Organism: Vicugna pacos (alpaca)
Lineage: Eukaryota; Metazoa; Chordata; Mammalia; Artiodactyla; Camelidae
Source: RefSeq, a predicted model, not a curated record